This is a messenger RNA of Lindgomyces ingoldianus, 1056 nucleotides long. RefSeq lists its product as uncharacterized. The record is from RefSeq and is a predicted model, not a curated record. Bases 1 to 1056 code for a protein of 351 amino acids. The transcript has a single exon. Lineage: Eukaryota; Fungi; Ascomycota; Dothideomycetes; Pleosporales; Lindgomycetaceae.
AUGCCGCCUCAAAACCGGUCUCUCGAUCCCCGAGAACAUUAUGCUCUCCAUGGGCACUCCUCGUCUGACACCUCUGUCCAGAAUAGGGGCCAACAGAACCCGGUGAGCAAGAGUCAGCAUAAAACACAACGAAAGAAGAUCAACAAAGCCUCCAAAAGUGACACGCAAGACCGUCGCUCAAGCACCACAUCUUCUCAUGUCUCUGCUGUAAUCACACCCACGGAUAAGGCGAACGGAAAUGUCGUUGUUAUCGACGAAGCCGUUCUGAGCAAGGCGGAUGCUAUCAUUUCGAAUGCUGCUAAGGUCAUUGCCAACGCCACGAACAGUUAUCUGUCGUCCACUUCGGAAGUGAAGGAACAUACACACGCUAUCCAAGACCAUCAUCAGAGCCACCCAGCCAACGGAUUUCCGGUCACGGGAGCUUCUACAGCACCAGAAUCGGUGCGAACGAGGCCAAACACUCCAUUUGUCUCCGGCCGCAACGAAGGUCAAGGUCCCCGUAAACAUCGUCCUGGGUCCACCACGCCAUUUGGUUCGAAUAUCAACCACGCUCUCCAACCCGUUCGUUUUCAGAACCCGUUUCCAGUCGGUGGUCCACCUACCCCAACGGGGUGUGCCGCCACCCUACUCGAUGCCAUUCCUGCACACCAGCGGGUAGAGAUCAAGCAGAAGCUUGAGACCGUGUGUGCCCAGCAGAACAAGCGGAUAAAGAACAUUGGGCACCAACGUUUCGAGCUCUGCGAGAGGUUCGCCACGCUCAGGAAGGGAGAGGUCGCUUGCGAACAAGAGAUUCUUCACCAUCAACAGGAGUUCAUCCGCUUCUUCAGUUACUCGAUGAUUGAAGAGGAUGCGGAACGCAAGCUGGCGGCCCAGAAGAUGGCGUUGCAGCACGGCAGGCGCGCGAAUGAGCAACAGUACAAGGAGCGGAGCUACCGAGAUGAGCUGGAGCAAGUGCGUAUGGACUUAUGCCUGCUCGACAAGGAAGAGCUCCAGUUCUACACGGAUACUCACCAUGGGCUCGUCGCUGAGAUCGUGAAGCUCUUGGGUACAAAGUAG